Molecule: messenger RNA, 1524 nt
Organism: Puccinia triticina
Lineage: Eukaryota; Fungi; Basidiomycota; Pucciniomycetes; Pucciniales; Pucciniaceae
Exons: 3
Coding region: 1-1524 (507 amino acids)
Source: RefSeq, a predicted model, not a curated record
AUGGCGUCUUCCUCCGUCUGGGAGUUGCUCGACGGCCUCGAGGCCCAGCUGCUCCACACCCUCCGCCAGCACUCCCAGACCAUCCUCAGCACAACAAACGCACUGCUCACACCCCAGCCAGAACCCACCACCCCACUCGCAACAAUCACCACCACCAGCAACACCAACAACACCAACAAAGCAGCCAUCCUCAUCCUCAUCCCAGCCAUCUACCUCACCCUCCACACCACUCACUACCAGCGAUUCCUGAACACCCACCCCAGAAUAGCCAGCUAUCUGCCCCCAUCACUCCGCAGAACACCCCCGCGCAGGAAGCAUGAGCUGCUCAUCAUCCUCGGCGCAGACCCCGGCACCCUGGCCGAGCAACUCGCUCUCCAUCUCGCACUCCAGGCCACCCCACUCAUCGCCACCGUCAGCAGCCCAGAGAUGGUCCCCAGCCUGGAGGCCGCCGCCAUGGGCUGGCUCAAGCCGCUCGUCCUCGACCCCCGCGCCCCGCAGGCCUCCCUCAAGCCCUUCCGACGCGCCCUCGCCGCCUCCCUCGCCCUCCGAUUCCCCCUCGCCCACGCACCCUCCACCUUCGCACACCACCCCGCUCAGAAACACGCCCUCGUCGGCCUCAUCAACUGUCUCCCCCUCCCUAACAGCAACACCACCCCCAUCAGACCCCUCGAAGCCCUCCCCUCCCUCGACCCCCACUUCCAGGCCGUCGUCGGUCUCAGCCUCGACAUCCUCAAGACCCUCCUGCCCAUCAUCCGCAACUCGCUCGAGAAGCUCGGCGCUCAGGACGCCUUCAUCCUCACCCUAUUCCCCGCCAAAAACAGUACCCUGGCCCUGCCCUAUCUCGCAAGCUCGCUCAUCGCCAACCAAGCCCUAGAGACCCUCAUGGUCACCCUCCGCCGGGAGAUCGCGAUCUCAGACUCGGCCAGCCGGGGGAAGAUCCGGAUCGUGAAUGAGCGGAUCGGGACGUUCCGGACGAGCAGCGGCGGCCCGGCGGCGCGCGAGGCCGGGCCGCCGAGUCUGCCCGGCCAUCUGCACCCGCUCUAUGCGCGCUCGAUGGCCCGCAGGAUCGGGCUCGGGCCAAGCCCGCCCCUCUGCGGCACCCAGCUCGCCGUCGGCGCCGAGAGCUGGACUUACCUCCUGCUCCACAGACUCGUGCCCGCCGUCUGCGUCGACCGCUGGCUCGUGCUCGUCGAGACGCUCCACCACUGGGUGCGCGGCUGGCUCUUCUGCAACGAGCACCCCUCCCUCACCAUCGACCGGCUCGUCGAGAAGCCUCUGCCGUCCUCCUCCUCACCCGUCCCCCCUGCUCUCCAGGACGACAGCCACCCAGAAACACCCCAGCCCACCGACAAUCGCUCUGCAGACCUCGCCCCCACCGACAGCCAGCAGCUCGCCCUCGAGACCGGGAGCGUCGUCCACCACGCCGGCCCCGCCGAGCUCCCCCCCGCAGACCCCUCGACGCCCGAGUCCGGCUCGCUUGCCCACAGCUUCGUCGGCUCCGAACUCGACUGGAACCAGCCCUAG